AUGGCACACCACCGGAUCCUCGAUCUGGUCAAAACCCAAUGUCGCAUCUUCUCCCUCAAUUUCAACCCACAUCGACUCCGACUGGGAAAUAAGAUCCUACGACAACGCCUUCGGGGGCCGAGCCUUGCGGCAUGGUAUCCCAAGAAGACCGUCUCUUUCCGAGACUUGCAGAACACAUAUAAGCCCCUCGGCUUGACCACCUUCGAUGAGCUGGAAGAUGACAGAGAGGAAGCCAUUCAAUGCGAAAUUACGAGGGAAGGGCAGACCGAAGAAGAAAAGAACCGCCGAAGAGUCGCGGGCGGCGAAGAAGAAGAAGAAAUAGUCAUCACGCCAUCGUGGGCUUAG
Penicillium riverlandense is the source of this 345-nucleotide messenger RNA. RefSeq names its product mitochondrial 37S ribosomal protein mS33. The transcript is spliced from 4 exons. Lineage: Eukaryota; Fungi; Ascomycota; Eurotiomycetes; Eurotiales; Aspergillaceae. The coding region runs from base 1 to 345 and encodes 114 amino acids. The record is from RefSeq and is a predicted model, not a curated record. Gene Ontology annotation, cellular component: mitochondrion.